AGCAGGAAAUGCUCCAGUGUGGCUCCAUUGUGUGGGGCGAGUGUAGACAGCCAGAGGAGCAGCUGUGGGCUGAGGAAGGGAGACAGCAAUCCCAAUCCAGUCCUGGACCAGGAGCUGUCCUGUCAUCAGGACUGAGAGGAGACUGGCUGGACGAAGAAGCAAAGAGGCCUGGGAAAACAGAAGUGGGCCGUGGAGACUGGACCCUCUGUGAGGAGGCUUGAAAUUGUCCCCCCUCAGGGGCCUGGCAUUGCUGUGGGUGACGUCUGUGCUGCUGACAUGACCCCAGGGGACAGAAGGCCGUGGCUGCCUGCAGCUCUGCUCUUUCUGCAGGUCCCAGGCUGUUGGUGUCUGAGUGGCCCCACCUCCGUGACGGGCACCGUGGGGGGAUCCCUGAGCGUGCAGUGUCAGUACGAGGAGAAAUUCAGAGAGAUUGCCAAAUACUGGUGCAAGAGCCCAUGUUUGGGGGAUAUUGUGAAGAUUGAAAAGUCAGACAAAGAAGUGAGGAGCGGCCGGGUGUCCAUCAGGGACCAUCCCGCCAACCUCACCUUCACAGUGACCUUAGAGAACCUCACAGAAGGUGAUGCAGGAACAUACCGGUGUGGGAUCGAUACAUCAUGGCUCCCAGGAUAUAUGAUCGACCUCACCUUCCGUGUUGUGGUGUCUGUGACCCCAGGCCCCAGCUCCGUGAGGCCCACCAGCAUCCCAGGUCUUCACAGGACCCAGCCAGUCCCCACGUGGGACACUGCGACUCUGCAGGAGACCCCCAAUUCCAGCCAACAUCCUGGGUACAUAAAGAAGUGCUCAACAUCACUCAUUGUCAAGGAAAGGCGAAUCAAAACCACGAUGAGACAUCACCUCACACCUGUCAGAAUGGCUAUCACCAAAACAACAAGAGAGAGCAAGCAUUGGCGAGAAUGUGGAGGAAUGGAAACCCGUGUGAAGGAGUUGGUGAGUGGGUGCUCAGUAAGCAUUUGCAAGUAGAAGAACAGGGCACAGACCUGUACCUCAGCGAUUACUCUUCAGAGCUUGAGCUGGCAAGGCUGCAUGGGGAUACCAGCAGGGAUGCCCUGCCCCAUCUGUGCAAAACAGGGUGAGCUCCAACCCCUUUGCACAUCCCACCCUCCCAUGAGCCCUUCUGCUCUGAGCUCUCCCCUUGGUUGCCUUGCUAUCAGCCAAGACAGGGAGCUCAACUAUUUCCUUGACUUUGACACAAGAUUAUUCACACAAGGGUGGUGCACAUGGAGCAAACUUUCCCGAAGGAUUGACAUGAAGGAGAGAGGUUACAUCUCAGAGUCAGGGAAAGGAAAAAUUGAGAUUCAAACAGCCUUAUACUUUUAAAACCCAUUGGCCCUGUUCCUGAGUCCUGCUCCCAGCUGACUGCUAUCCUGGCAUCUCCACCUUCAAUCAGACCAACUCUCGACAAAACACAGAGACCUGAUUAAUAGUUCUCCCCAUCACAGUCUGUGUUUAUGAAAACUUCCCACAUAGUUUUGUUUUUAAUUUAUUUUUUAAAGAUUUAUUUAUUUGAGAGAGAGUAGAGGGAGAGGGAGAAAGAGAAUCCUCAAACAAACUCCCCACUGAGUGCCAAGCCCAAUGCGGGGCUCGAUCCCAGGACCCUGAGGUCUUGAAAUGAGCCGAAACCAAGAGUCAGCCACCUAACCGACCAAGCCACUCAGGGACCCUGACAUAUUUUUUAAAAAACGAGACCAAUCAUAUUAUUGGAAUUGUUAUUUUGUUGUUGUGGUUAUUGAGUUGUAUGAGCUCUUUAAUAUUUGGGAUAUUAACCCUUUAUCUGAUAUAUGAUUUGCAAAUAUUUCCUCCCAUUCUGUGGGUUAUCUUUUUAUUUUAUUUUAUUGAUUGUUUCUGUUGGCUAUGCACAAGUUUUUAAUUUGAUGCAGUCCUACUUGUUAAUUUUUGCUUUCAUUGCUUGUGCUUUUGGUGUCACAUCUAAAAAUUAUUGCCAAGACUAAUGUCAAGGAGCUUUUCCUCUGUUUUCUCCUAUAAGUGUCACAGUUUUGGGUCUUACGUUUAAGUCUUAAUUCAUUUUAAGUUAAUAUUUGUGCACUGUCCAGUUUCAUUCUUCUCCAGUUUUCCUAUCACCAUUUCUUGAAGGGACCAUACUUUCCCCCAUUGGCUAUUCUUGGGUCUCUUGUCAAAUAUUAGUUGACUUUAUAUGUGGGAGCUUAUUUGUAGGCUUUCAAUUCUGGUCUAUAUGUUUAUGUUUUUUUAAAGUUUUAUUUAUUUAAGUCAUCUCCACACCCAACAUGGGGCUUGAACUCACAACCCCAAGAUCAAGAGUCACAUGCUCUACCAACUGAGCCAGCCAGGCGCCCCUCAAUUCUGAUCUAUAUGUUUUUAUGCCAGUACCUUUUGAUUUCUAUUUGUAAUAUGAUUUGCAUCACUACAGGACUGAACCCUCCUCCUCCUCUCAGCCUUUUUGAAUGUGUCCCCAACCACAGGACCUCCAGAAGACCUCCUCCCUCCACAGCCUGGCCUGGAUACCAGGCCAGACACUCAUCUGUUUCCCAAAGCUGUUCUUUAAGAAUUUUAGCUACUGGGUUAUAAAUCAGGAUGCGAAUUAAAUUAUGUCAGGUUAAGGCUAGAAUUUGCCUUAUUACUAAUGAGGAAACCCAGUCCAUCAGCCUUCUCUCUCUCAGCUUUCUGCCCUGGGUUUAUUUUAUGCGACUUUUCAUCGAGCAUCUGAAGUUUUGCCCCGAACACUAACACAGAUCCCAGGAUUGUGUCCUCAGAGCUUCACACACUUUUUCUCACUUAAUUCUCGUAACAACUCUUCUGUUAUUCCCAUCAUAACCCAGUUUACAGAUACACAAACUGAGGCUCAGAAAAAUUCAGUAAGUUGUCCAUGCUCACACAGUUUGUGAGUGGUGCUCAGGGUUAGAGCCCAGGUCUGUCUGAUCCUCCAGCCCACACUUUUUUUUUUUUUAAUAUUUUAUUUCUUUAUUUGACACACAGAGAGAGACAGUGAGAGAGGGAACAC
Molecule: messenger RNA, 2998 nt
Organism: Mirounga angustirostris (Northern elephant seal)
Lineage: Eukaryota; Metazoa; Chordata; Mammalia; Carnivora; Phocidae
Product: CMRF35-like molecule 6
Exons: 4
Coding region: 277-981 (234 amino acids)
Cellular component (GO): plasma membrane
Molecular function (GO): transmembrane signaling receptor activity
Source: RefSeq, a predicted model, not a curated record